Molecule: messenger RNA, 1251 nt
Organism: Monosiga brevicollis MX1
Lineage: Eukaryota; Choanoflagellata; Craspedida; Salpingoecidae
Exons: 3
Coding region: 1-1251 (416 amino acids)
Biological process (GO): transmembrane transport
Molecular function (GO): transmembrane transporter activity
Source: RefSeq, a predicted model, not a curated record
AUGCGGUUUCAGCAACGAACUUUCAGCGUCUGCGGCGGGUACCACCACACCAACUCGAUGGCGGCUCCCCUCGAGGCCACCCAGCGAGCUGAGCUGUUGAUCAAGCUGGGCAUGACGCAAAAGCAGCGGGAUCAGUCUUGCCUCUGUCUCUGCGUCAUCUGGUUUUUUGCUGGCGUGGAAUACGCCAUCAUUUUACCAACCCUCUGGCUCUAUCUUCAGGAUCUGGGCAUGGCCAAGCACUGGUAUCUUGGGCUGGUGCUCUCCGUCUUCAGCAUUGCCAAUGUUUGCGCAUCGCCCAUCUUUGGCUCAAUCGCGGAUCGCGGGUAUAUCAAAGAGGUCCUCAUUCUGGCCUCCUUUUUCAUGAUUCUGGGCAACCUGUUUUACUUUGUGGCUGAUGACGGCCUCGUGGUGCUGGAGGCACGCUUUUUGACCGGAUUUGGCGCCGGUGCUGCCUCUGUGGCGUUUGCCUACUUGGCCCGGGUGACCACUCUGGCCGAACGCACCAAAGUCAUAGGGACCACCGUGGCGACACGCCAGCUCGGUCUACUCAUUGGGCCCGCUCUGAAUUUCGGCACCGAGCAUCUUCAUGCUCGCCUCAGCCACCUGAUCACCAUCACCCCCCUCAACAUACCUGGGCUUUUGAUGACCGGAUUUUGGCUCAUCGCAGCGCUGGUGACCGUCUUCAUGUUCAAAGACAUCCCGCCUGCCCUCGCGAGUGCGGAGGACGAAGAAGAGGAGGCCUCUUCAGACAGCAAAGCUUCUCUCGUUCUGCCUCGCCAAGCAGCUGGCUCAGAGCCAUCCUUGGUGCUGGAUGAGCCGGACGAAACAGCUCCACUCAUCUCUAUCCAGCAAUCCGCACCUCAGUUGGGUCGGCGUGCUCCGCCAAAGUCCAUCUGGGCUGAGUACACCCAGUUACCUGUUUUAGCCAUCUUUGUCAUCUCCUUCCUCUGCAUCUUUAACCAGCUCGCCCUUGAGACCUGGGUGACUCCCUUUACGAAUAAGUACUUUGGUUGGCGAGAAACCGCCAACAGUAUCAUGUACAUGAUCAUUGGCUUUGUGGCCAUCAUGGGGUUUCUCAUUGUGCGGAGAAUGGCACAUCAAGGUGCAUCGGACCGAGCACUGAUGCUCAUUGGCUUGAUCCUGGAGGCCAUCGGGUACAGUUUGCAUACACAAUACACGUGCACGCUCCUGUGUCAACCUUUGAGACCUCAUGGUGGCUUCAAACGCAAACGACUCUCUUCCGCAUCAUAG